AAAAUACAUUAUAAUUAUUAAGAAAAAAAAAAUAUUUUACGUCCCGAACUAUACCAUUUUUUAUAUUUUACUAUCUAAUAGUUUUUUUCUUCUUUGGCUUGCAAAUUACCAUCUAUCUCCAUAUGUUAGUAUAAAAUUCAUACGAUAAGUUAAAACUAAAAGAAAUUAGUUACAUAAAAUAUAAAAAUAAUUGAGUACACUUAUAAAUACGAGACAUGACUGUAAAUCUGUGAUCAAAUAAUACAAACAUAAACAUAAUGAGUUGAUCAUAACGCAACUCCUCUCCAAGUAUGCUCUCAAAAUACUUCAUGGCUGAAAAUAUAAAGAAAACCAUAAUUUGAAUGUCAAAUCAGAAUUUACCCUUAAAUAUACCAUCCUUAUAUCCAACUGAAGCUAAAGAGAAAGUAGGACAAAAUUAUGGACUGAAAACAAUAAAUAUACCAAAAAUUGGAUAUACAAGAUCAGUAUUUACACCUGGGGUUUAUACUUCUUGGAGAGGGGUUUAUGAUUGCACAAAGAAUUUGAAAAAUUAAAUUGACCGUGAGCCAGUCCAGACUCGGACACGCAUAAUAGUACCCAAAUUGAAUACGCGUUCCUCCAAUUAAACCACUCUGAUCCCUGUCUGCAAGCUGCUUGCGAGGCUGGAAUCCGUAAUUCAUCUGUUAAGGUGUGAAUGUUGUUUAUUUGAAGCCCCUUUUUGGAUGUGAAUGCCCAUUGUCUUCUGUCUGGUGGAUGAGUGCUUGAGGGAAAAACGGACAUGGUCGACGAAUCAUUCUCUGUGUCUGACUUUUCAUUGGCUGAUAAAGUUGCUUCUAUUGAUUAUAUCUUGACGAAAAUCUUUGAAUGUCUUCCUUUGAGAUCAUUAGUCCGCUUUGAAGCCUUUUCUAAACACUGGUUUUCUUUGAUCACUGAUCCACAAUUCUCCCCUCUCCUUAAGCCAAGAUACGCCUCUGGCCUUUUCUUGCUUCCAUCUAUACUUCAGGACGAACCGUUCAGCUGCGAAGUCGAUUUUCUGCCUCUCAGAUGGUGUAAAUUCUCAAACUCCUCCUUUCAAGAGGCUGAGAUCAGUUUGUGAGUCCACAGACGUGAAAAUCUUGCAUUCUUGCAACAGUUUGCUGUUAUGUUCUAGUCCUCGGGCCAGUGGAGGGGAUACUGACUAUUUCGUUUGCAAUCCAACAACCAAGAAAAUCAUUGUAUUAUGUCGGCCUGCAUACGGAUUAUGGAGAGGCAUCUUUAUCUGGCGUAUGAUCCAUUGAAAUCUCCUGAUUACAAAGUAAUAUAUGUAUGGAGAUUUGCUGGUGAUCUUCUCUAUAAAAUACUGAUAUAUUCGUCUGAGACACGUGUGUGGAGACUUUCCAAAUCUGAUGAAUACUUCUACUACUCAAGUAAAGCACAUUUUGACAGGGGUGCCUACUGGAACGGAGCAGUUCAUUGGCACUGUGAUACUGAUAAUUGGUUGUAUUUCAACAUCGAUAAGGAAAAGCUUAAUAUCAUGCCGCCUCCUGUGAAAUUGGAAGAUGGUUUGCUCAAGAGGCCUUUUGUGUAUUUUGGUGAAUCUGGUGGCCAUUUGCAUGUGGUCGAGGACUAUAGCCAAGCUGUGGCUUUGUACAUUUAUGAGAUGGAAAUAGAUUACUCGGGGUGGUACAAGAAACGCGAGGUUAGGCUCGAUGCUAUUCCAGCUGCAUUGCCGGAGACAACAAAAUUAAGAUAUCCUACGGAGGAGGGUAUCACUUUACUCUCAGUCAUUUGUCGAGAAAGUGAUGAAGAUUGGUUUUUGGUUCUGCAGGUACAUGGAUGUAUAGUUCAGUAUAGUCUCGGCUGCGAGGCCUCUUGGGUGCAAGUUCAUUUUGAUUUCGAUCAUAAUGUUUAUGGGGGUGGCCUGAGAAGCUGGGGAUGGUAUGAUGCAUUUCAGUAUACUCUGAGCUGCUUUUCUCAUUUCAUCCUCUGUUCUUGAGUUAGAACGGACUGAUAUUGGCUUGUACUGAAGCACUGAAAUUUGGAAGGUGUAAUAAAUUCGAACAAGAGUCUGGUGGGGACACUUCAAUGAUUUGAGAUUCGAGAUUUUAUUGUAGAGAUAUCUGAUUAAAAAUUCAUUGGGAGUGUGUGUAAGUAGGUGCGAG
Molecule: messenger RNA, 2120 nt
Organism: Sesamum indicum (sesame)
Lineage: Eukaryota; Viridiplantae; Streptophyta; Magnoliopsida; Lamiales; Pedaliaceae
Product: F-box protein At5g07610-like
Source: RefSeq, a predicted model, not a curated record